CUCUCUCCUCUGUGCCUCCCUUGUUCUCCACUUCAACAGAUUGACACAGAGAGAGAGCGAGAGAGAGAGAGAGAGAGAGAGAGAGAGAGAGAGAGAAAUAUCAGAGGACCAGAGAGAAACUAUAAAUACACUCACAGUAGAGAGAGGAAGGAGAUGGUGGAUGAUUUCAUGGUCUGUGUUGACAGAAUCAUUGCCUCAGCUUGCUUUGAGACAGUCAAUGGAGAAAGAGGCAGGAACAUUGAAGCAACUCCGAAGAAUGAGACUGUUGUUUCUGUAAAAAGUAAUGGUGAAGGGUCUUCUUCUUUGAAGAAAGUGAAAGAGAUGGUGGAAUGCAGGAUAUGCCAGGAAGAAGACGAUGUCCACUCAAUGGAGGCUCCUUGUGCCUGCAAUGGCACCCUCAAGUUUGCUCAUAGGAAGUGCAUUCAGAGAUGGUGCAACAAGAAAGGCAAUAUCACCUGUGAAAUCUGCAACCAGGUCUUCUCACCCAAUUAUUCUGUUCCACAAGCCCACAGCAAUCCCGAUGUUAUCGCAAUUGAUAUCAGGCAAGCAUGGCGUGAGUCGCAGCUUCUAGCUCUAGCAGCUGCUGAGCGUCAGUUACUCCAAUCAGAGUAUGAGGAUUAUGCUGUUGCUAAUACAAGCAGCAUUGCUUGUCUUCGAUCGAUUGCUCUAAUUCUUCUGGUAGUUUUGCUCCUAUUCCAAGCUCUACUGGUUACGAGAGAUGCUGGGAUGGUGCAGGAGUCAUCGACACUCUUCAACUUUCAGGUUUCUCUUCUUCGAUUUGCCGGCUUUCUUUUGCCUUGCUAUGUGAUGGCCCGAUCAUGCUACAUUGUACAAAGCCGAAGGAGACAGGGCUAAGUGUACCAUUGUUGAUACCAUCUUCAUCUGCUUCAAGGGGACAGAGACUGUUCUUCUCUUUUUUGCUUUCUCUUCAUGCUUGGGAUGGGCAAUCUCUAUUUGCCCAUGGAAAUAGAAAAUUUCCCAGUUGUAUUUAAGUUGAAAGGUGUCAAAAUUAAUCUGAAAAUUUGUUCAAGUAUUAGGAUUUGGAGAACUCAAAAUAGAAAAUGUAAAUGAGAAAAGAGAACUGUGAGUUCUCCAGGUGUUUUUCUUUUAUAUUUGCUGUGUAUGCAUUUUAGAGCUCGAUCAUGCUGUAAACUUUUUUGCAAAGUGUGGUGAAAAUUGGCCUAAAAUCUGUGAUUCCA
Messenger RNA from Manihot esculenta (cassava), 1199 nucleotides. Its product is annotated as E3 ubiquitin-protein ligase MARCHF7. The coding region runs from base 154 to 855 and encodes 233 amino acids. Gene Ontology annotation, cellular component: membrane. Lineage: Eukaryota; Viridiplantae; Streptophyta; Magnoliopsida; Malpighiales; Euphorbiaceae. The record is from RefSeq and is a predicted model, not a curated record. The transcript has 7 exons. Gene Ontology annotation, biological process: protein ubiquitination. Gene Ontology annotation, molecular function: ubiquitin-protein transferase activity; zinc ion binding.